AUGGCCACCGCCGAAAAGACCCAAGAUCAACAGAAGCAAUUUCCCGUGCCGGACGAGGAUGACUACUCGUCCGGCGAAGGGGAGUAUGACAGUGGUGACGACCGCGGCGAGGAAGAAGCAUCCCAGCAGCGGAAUAAGCGCCGACGACGACGAGGGCCAUCGCAAGAGGAUGAUGAAGAGGACUACUCAGAUGAAUACGACGACAAUCCCUCCGAUCAAUAUGACGAUUAUUCCGAUUACGAUGAUGAUAAUGAUGAUGACGAUGACUAUGUGAUGCAAGGCAAGGCGUUGCAGCCGUACCAGCAGAACAACAUGGAAAUGCAGAAGGCAAGCGGCAGUUUUAGCCCCGCGCCGCAACAGAAGAAUAGCCCCGCCAAAAAUGAUGGCCUGAAGUUGAGGCUGGACCUGAAUCUGGAUAUCGAGGUCGACCUCAAGGCUCGCAUCAAUGGCGAUCUGACCCUGUCGCUCCUGUAA
Molecule: messenger RNA, 474 nt
Organism: Penicillium riverlandense
Lineage: Eukaryota; Fungi; Ascomycota; Eurotiomycetes; Eurotiales; Aspergillaceae
Exons: 1
Coding region: 1-474 (157 amino acids)
Source: RefSeq, a predicted model, not a curated record